GGGGACUACCUGGGCAACCUCAACAGCAAGGAGGAUAACCUGGGCAACCUCAACCGCAAGGAGGAUAACCUGGACAACCUCAACAGCAAGGAGAAUUACCUGGAGAACCUCAACAGCAAGGAGAACUACUUGGAGAACUUCAACAACAAGGAAAAUUACCUGGAGAACCUCAACAGCAACCUGAACCAGCUGGAGAGCCUCAACGCCAACCUGAACCUGCAGGUGAGCCUCAACAAGUUGGGCCAAGAAGGCGGCGCCAGAGAAGAGAGGAAGAGUAUGGAAGCCAAGAAGAAGUAG
This is a messenger RNA of Symbiodinium pilosum, 297 nucleotides long. NCBI's taxonomy places the organism in Eukaryota, Dinophyceae, Suessiales, Symbiodiniaceae. The record is from the annotation of a GenBank genome assembly.